This is a messenger RNA of Botrytis porri, 1263 nucleotides long. RefSeq lists its product as uncharacterized. Gene Ontology annotation, cellular component: cytosol; nucleus; cytoplasm. The transcript has 4 exons. The coding region runs from base 1 to 1263 and encodes 420 amino acids. The record is from RefSeq and is a predicted model, not a curated record. Gene Ontology annotation, molecular function: ATP binding; Hsp70 protein binding. Lineage: Eukaryota; Fungi; Ascomycota; Leotiomycetes; Helotiales; Sclerotiniaceae. Gene Ontology annotation, biological process: protein refolding; response to heat.
AUGGUCAAAGAUACCAAGUUAUACGAUCUGCUCAGUGUUGCACCAACUGCCACUGAAGCAGAACUUAAGAAAGCAUACAAAGUCGGGGCUUUGAAACAUCACCCAGACAAGAAUCAACACAACCCUGAUGCCGAGGAAAAAUUCAAGGAAAUUUCUAGAGCAUACGAAAUUCUUUCGGAUCCCCAAAAGCGCCAAGUCUAUGAUCAAUAUGGCGAAGAAGGAUUGGAAGGUGGUGGAGGAGCUGGUGGAAUGAAUGCCGAAGAUUUAUUCUCACAAUUCUUCGGUGGCGGCUCUGCAUUUGGCGGUGGUGGAUUCGGUGGUAUGUUCGGUGGUGGUGGUGGUGGCAUGCAACAACGUGGUCCACCAAAGGCUCGCACUAUUCAUCACGUCCACAAAGUUUCACUCGAGGACAUCUAUCGCGGAAAAGUCUCCAAACUCGCUCUCCAGAAAUCCGUCAUCUGUCCCAAGUGCGAGGGACGAGGUGGAAAGGAAGGUGCCGUCAAGAAGUGUGCUGGAUGUGACGGCCACGGUAUGAAGACGAUGAUGCGCCAAAUGGGACCCAUGAUCCAACGUUUCCAGACUGUCUGCCCUGACUGUAAUGGAGAAGGAGAGAUUAUCCGUGAGAAGGACAAGUGCAAGGGUUGCAAUGGUAAAAAGACUACCGUGGAAAGAAAGGUCUUGCACGUCCAUGUCGACAGAGGUGUUCGCAGUGGACACAAGAUUGAUUUCAGAGGCGAGGGUGAUCAAACACCAGGAGUGCAACCAGGUGACGUGGUUUUCGAGAUCGAGCAAAAACCACAUGACCGUUUCCAACGCAAAGACGACGAUUUGUUUUUCCAUGCCGAGGUCGAUCUUUCGACUGCCCUUGCUGGUGGAACCAUCUUUGUCGAGCAUUUGGAUGAGCGAUGGUUGAGUGUUGAAAUCCUUCCAGGAGAAGUUAUCAGCCCAGGAAGUGUCAAGAUGAUCCGUGGCCAGGGUAUGCCUUCAUAUCGUCACCACGAUCACGGAAACUUGUACAUCCAAUUUGAUGUCAAAUUCCCAGAGAAGAACUGGACCACCGAUCCUGCAGCGUUCGAGGCCCUCAAGACCAUCCUCCCACCGGCGCCAGAAGGCAUUACACCACCUACCGAUGCGAUGACCGAAGUUGCCGAUCUCGAGGACGUUGAUGCCAGUCAACAAGCUAGAGCCUCAGGCGCCGGUGCCAUGGACGAGGACGAUGAAGAUGGCCAAGGUGGCGAACGUGUCCAAUGUGCUUCUCAAUAA